Dentiscutata heterogama is the source of this 600-nucleotide messenger RNA. The record is from the annotation of a GenBank genome assembly. Lineage: Eukaryota; Fungi; Glomeromycota; Glomeromycetes; Diversisporales; Gigasporaceae.
CUUGUAAGAAAAAUAUACCAGUUAGUAGUUUUAGAAAGACAUAAAGAAUUAGUAUCUUUUUCUUCUAAACAAGUUACUACAUCAAAUUUAGUAGCUAGAUACUAUGUAAAUGGUGAUACUAAUAUUAUUGAUAAUUGGAUGAAAUUAUCUAUCCAAUUAGAUAGUUUUAAUACACUAUACUUUCAUUGGAUAGUAUAUGAAAAUGAAUUAUUUCAGAAGUGGAUUGAUCAAGGAACCGAUUAUUCUUUUUUUAAAAUGUUUAUUUGCAAAUAUAAAGAAAAAGGUCAUCUAACUCUUCCUUGGUUAUUGGGAUUUUCUUGCAAAAAUAUUAAAUAUUUACAGACAAUAGUUCAUAAAAAAUAUCCCAAUUUAUUUUCUGAUUUUAAUAAAAUUAUACAUACUUUCAAAAAAGAAAAUACUAUGAUAAGAGCAUUAGAAAGAAAAAGUAGAGAAAUCGAGUAUGAUUUAAAACAUAAACCAAACCAACCACAUAACGGUAUUAUUCCUAAUCUUCAAGAGAAAAUACUUUCACCUAAAAUAACCCAAGCACUUUGGAUAAAACAUAAUGAAGCUCUUGCUAAAUUAUAUAAUAAAAAUUGA